UGGGCGCGCGAAACCCCGACGCACCCGCCGCGGCUCGCCGGCUCCGUCGGCCGUCGCUCUAAAAACCUAACCCGCCUUUUUCUUUUGCUUCCUUCGGCUUCUUCGUCCCCUCCAACAAUCACAGGGAGGGAACGAGCUCCAAGCACCUAGUAAUGCGGCGGACGAGGAGCCAGUCCGCCAGCGGGGUUAAUCCUCCACCCGCUGCUGGACCAAGCGCGGAGGUCGCUGGUCGCCGGAGGGCUUCGCCUGCCGCGAAUGGGAAAUCACCUGCCACCAAGGUGGAAACAGCAUCCCCACUCCGGGAUGCACGCAGGAAAGGUAGACCCAAGACUGAGUCCAAAGAUAAUGCUAGUGUGAAACCUUGCAGUGCUGGGAGCUGUGAAAAGAAUAAUUUGGAGGAGCAAACAGAAUCGCUUGAUAACAUUGAUGCAACUGAAAUGGACUGGGAAGAGGGGCACGUGGAGCACAUUGAGGAUUCUGUUGAGCUCAGAGAGACCAUGACUGUUGAGUUCAACGACAUACCUUCUUCCACUAAGAAGAAGAGUGUUCGGAGGCCCAGUGCUGAGGAAAAGGAGUUGGCUGAACUUGUUCACAAGGUCCAUUUGCUUUGCCUAAUAGCAAGGGGUAGAGUAGUUGACAAGGCUUGCUAUGAUACACUCAUUCAGGCCUCAGUUCUUUCUCUUGUACCAUGCCACUUACUAUGGAGUCUUGUUGAUGUUCCAAACCUGAAAGCUGUUAACCUACGUAGUCUUGUGAGCUGGUUCCAUCGUACUUUUUGUGUAACUGCACAAUCCACUGACAGGGGAUCUUUUGAAUCAAAUUUGGCUUUCACUAUUCAAGAUCAUGUAGGGACUGCUGAAGAGAUUUGUGCACUCUCUGUGGCAUUAUUCAGGGCACUCAACUUACCAGCUAGGUUUGUUACAAAUCUGGAUGUUGCUGGACUCAAGACCGAUACUAAAGUGAAGGGAACAUUCAGUCAAGAUGCAUCUAGGCUUUGUACAAGGGCACUACCAUGUGGUUCUCCAUUAUCUGGUGAUAAUGUGAUUAGUUCUCCUGCUCUACUGAAAGAUAAUUCUCAAGGUAGUGCCAGCAUGAAUCAACAAACAGGUGAUCUUGGAAAAUUGAAACAGACCUCAGCAUGCAAGAGGAGUUUAUAUAAAACUUUGUCAAGCAUAAAAUCAGAUCAUGAAAGUAGCUGUGCUUCUACAUCAAAAGAUAAAUCAUCCAGCAACCAAUUUCCUUCCACUUCCAGUAAUAAUGCUGAAGUACUAAAAAGAAAAGGGGAUGUGGAAUUUGAGUUGCAACUGGAAAUGGCUCUUUCAGCUACUGCUGCUGAAACUCAAAAUAAUAAACUAGCUACUCACAUGAAUCAAUUGACUGUUAGCUUACAAGAUUCUAGUUCACCAUUGAAGAAAUUGCGUCAAAAUGUGGAAGCUUUAUCCAGCUCAAGUGCAGUUUGGUCAAGAAGUGCUGGAGCUCCAUUAUAUUGGGCUGAGGUAUACUGUGGUGGGCAAGCAUCAACAGGAAGAUGGGUACAUGUUGAUGUUGUGAAUAAUCUCAUUGAUGCUGAACAGAAUGUAGAAGCUUCUUCUGCCGUUUGCAAGAAGCCUUUAAGAUAUGUUAUUGCUUUUGCUGGAAAUGGAGCCAAGGAUGUAACCAGAAGGUAUUGCUUGCAGUGGCACAGAAUUGCACAAGGCAGAGUGAAUUCAGAGUGGUGGGAUAAUGUUUUGGCGCCACUAAAACAGAUGGAACUGGCAGCAACAAACAACUAUGAAGACAUGGAACUUCAAACCAGAGCCCUAACAGAGCCUCUUCCUACCAGUCAACAGGCCUAUAAGGACCAUCACCUUUAUGCUCUCGAGAAGUGGCUUCACAAGAACCAAAUUUUUCAUCCCAAAGGUCCAGUUCUCGGUUUCUGUAAAGGACAUCCUGUUUAUCCAAGAUCCUGUGUUCAAACACUGCAGUCAAGACAUGGAUGGUUGCGGGAGGGCCUGCAAGUCCGAGAAAACGAGUUGCCUGCAAAGGUGGUUACACGUCCAAAGAGGACUUUCAAUGCCCAGUCAGUUCAAUCAAGUGGCAACGAAGAUGGUCUAAAACCAACCUUGGAACUAUAUGGUGAAUGGCAACUGGAACCACUGCAACUUCCUCAUGCUGUGAAUGGCGUUGUGCCAAAGAAUGAACGAGGCCAAGUUGAUUUAUGGUCAGAUAAGUGCCUUCCGCCUGGUACUGUACACUUGAGGUUACCAAGAUUAUUCCAGGUUGCAAAGAGACUUGGCAUCGACUACGCUCCUGCUAUGGUCGGAUUUGAUUAUCGCAGUGGUCGGUGCCUUCCAGUCUUUGAUGGGAUUGUUGUCUGUACCGAGUUCAGAAGUGCUAUCCUGGAGGCAUAUGCAGAAGAAGAGGAGCAGAGACGAGCUGUGGAGAAGAAGCAGGAGGAGGCUCAAGCACUCUCCAGAUGGUAUCAGCUGCUCUGCUCCAUUGUAACAAGGCAGAGGUUGAAGGACUCCUACAAAACACCUUCACACGGGAUUGGUAACGAAGGCCUGCCCGAAAAUGAUAAUGUCCAUAGAAGCACUCUCAGCAGCCGAUCCUCAGAAAGGGAACCUAGUUCAAGCAAACUGCAGACAGAUCAUGACCAUGACCAUGAAUUUCCAAAGGAAGACCAGAGCUUUGAUGAGGAGACCUUCGUGAGGACGAAACGCUGCCCGUGUGGUUUUUCUAUCCAAGUAGAGGAGUUGUAACUUUGAUACCAGGAAUGCACAAGUGCACAUGUUUAACUGUGUUAACAUAUGGCCCCUUUCGUCCAUUUGAAAGUCGGAAUCCAAAACGUAGUUUUGAAUCUACUUACCCAUUUGGAUC
Messenger RNA from Zea mays, 2859 nucleotides. RefSeq names its product DNA repair protein RAD4. Gene Ontology annotation, molecular function: single-stranded DNA binding; damaged DNA binding. Gene Ontology annotation, biological process: mismatch repair; nucleotide-excision repair. Gene Ontology annotation, cellular component: XPC complex; nucleus; cytoplasm. The transcript has 13 exons. Bases 153 to 2741 code for a protein of 862 amino acids. The record is from RefSeq and is a predicted model, not a curated record. Lineage: Eukaryota; Viridiplantae; Streptophyta; Magnoliopsida; Poales; Poaceae.